Molecule: messenger RNA, 2832 nt
Organism: [Candida] anglica
Lineage: Eukaryota; Fungi; Ascomycota; Pichiomycetes; Serinales; Debaryomycetaceae
Source: the annotation of a GenBank genome assembly
AUGUCCACCUCCACUUAUAAGAAAUCGGAUGCAUCUGGACGUGGGUCUGGAUUGCCCGACAAAAUGGUGGUGUUCCAGGAAUGUCUCCAACAAUUCAAUGCCCUGCCGGUGAAUGCCAAAAAAUGUCGUCAUUUACUUGCUGAACUUUUAAGAUUGAUCUAUCAUGGUGAAGUAUUCCCAGCUGCUGAAUCAACCACCUUAUUUUUCUCAAUUCUGAAAUUAUUUCAACAUCGAGAUGUCGCAUUGAGACAAAUUGUUUAUUUGGCCAUAAAGGAAUUAAGUGCCACGUCACAGGAUAUUUUGAUGGUUACGUCAUCAAUCAUGAAGGAUAUUCAAGCUGGGGAAUCAGUCUACAAGCCAAAUGCAAUUAGAACAUUAUCUAAAGUUUUGGAUCCUUCCACUGUAUCAGCUCUGGAAAGAUUAUUUAAAAAUUCCAUUGUUGAAAAAAAUCCAGUGAUUGCAUCUGCUGCCUUAAUUUCUUGUUAUAAUUUGUUACCAAUUGCCAAGGAUGUAGUUAAAAGAUUUACAAAUGAAACUUUGGAACUGCUUUCAUCACAAAAGCAAUUCCCCGCUAAUCAAUUUGAAUUACAUGAAUUCUACGGUAGUGCCACCACCAAUUUGCCCCUGACCACAUUUAUGUAUCAAUAUCAUGCAUUAGGAUUAUUAUAUCAUUUAAGAAAUCAUGAUAAAAUGGCCUUAAUGAAAUUGAUUACCAGUGUACUGGAGGGUAGUAACACUGGUAGUAGUACUUCAUUGAAAAAUUCAUUAUCUAUUAUUCAAUUAAUUAGAUAUAUUGGUAAGGUUUUAACCGAUGAUGAAUCGUUAAUUCGAGUUCUUUACCCAAUUCUUUCAUCUUAUCUUAAACAUAAAAGUGAUAUGGUUGAAUUAGAAGCUUGUAAAAUUUUAAUUCAAGUUCAAAAUUUAAUUAAAGAUGAAGAAUUUAUGGGCAUCGUCACGUGCUUGCAGAAGUUAUUAUCAGUCCCAAGAACUUCUACAAGAUUUGCAGCCAUUCGUCUUAUUAAUAAAAUUUCUAUAAAACAUCCAGAAAAAAUCAUUGUGGUGAAUUUAGAAUUGGAAAAUUUGAUUAAUGAUUCAAAUAGAUCCAUUAGUACUUUGGCAAUUACAACCUUGUUGAAAACUAUGGGCGUUGGCACCGUGGCAAAUGUAGAUGGUGGUGAAAAUGUAGAUCGAUUAAUCACCAAAAUGACUUCUUUAAUGGAAGAUAUUACUGAAGAUUUCAAAAUUGUUAUUAUUGAAGCCAUUGAAAAUUUGGCAUUGAAAUUCCCCUCCAAACAUAAGAAAUUGGUGGCAUUUUUAACUGAUUUGUUGAGAGAUGAUGGUACUUUGGGAUUAAAAUCCGCCAUUAUUGAUGCUCUUUUCGAUUUAAUCAAAUUCUUACCCGACCAGGCAGCAAAGCAAUUGAUUUUAAUGAAUCUUUGUGAAUUUAUAGAAGAUUGUGAAUUCACUGAACUUUCAGUAAGAAUCUUACAUCUUCUUGGAGAUGAAGGUCCUUACACUGCCAAUCCAUCGUAUUAUAUUAGACAUAUUUAUAAUCGAUUGGUUUUGGAAAAUUCCAUUGUUAGAAGUUCAGCAGUUAUUUCAUUAUCGAAAUUCGCCGUGGUUUGUGGGGGUGAAUUACUGUCAAACAUUCAAAUCUUAUUGAGUAGAUGUUUGAAUGAUGUUGAUGAUGAAGUAAGAGAUCGUGCUGCUUUAUCGUUGAGAUUUAUUGCCAAUUCCACAAAACUGCUUGUUCUUCCAGAAAGUAAAUAUAAUUUGGCAGUUUUAGAAAACAAAUUGGCUCAUUAUUUGAAUGAUUCAUCAAAUUUCCAAGAAAAAUUCAAUAUUUCUGAAAUCCCAUUGUUCUCUAAUGAAGAAUUGAAGUCUAUGGAAUACAGUAGAAAGGUCAAUAAGAUGGAAAUUGAUAAUGAUGAGUCUGGAAAUAACGAUGAAUCCAAGAAUUCUGAACCGGCAGAUACCAAUGCACAAGACGAUCUUUCAGCUCAACUCCUUAAACAACAAGAAUACUCUCAAGAACUUGCAGCCAUUCCAGAGUUUGCCUCAUUUGGAAAAUUAACCAAAUCAAGCCCUACCCCAAUCUACCUUACUGAUAAGGAAAACGAAUACGUUAUCACCGUGGUUAAGCAUUUCUUUGUAGAGUCUCGUAAGUUGGUUCUUCAAUACAACAUCACCAACACCAUCGACCACAUGGUGUUGCAGGACAUUUCCAUGGUUGCUCAACCAGAUAACGAGCUGUACGAAGAAGAAUUCAUCAUUCAAUUGGAUGAAUUGAGACCAGACCAAACCGGUAUCGUGUACGUUGCCUUCAACACCCCAGAAUUUGGCGACGAAGAAUCUACCGCUGAAGCCGCUUUCGGUAACACCAUGACCUACAUGCACAAGGAAAUCAUCGACGAAGAGGGCAACAUUGACCCUGCUGACGAAGGGUGGGCUGAUGACUACCAAAUCGAGGACUUGUACGUUCUCCCAGGAGAUUUCAUCUUCCCAUUGUACAACUCUAACUUCACGGCGGUAUUUGACCAAUUGGAGCACGAGGACUCCCUGGUGUACAACUUGACCAAGUCCAAAACUUUGGAGGCAUCUCUCAACAAGAUCAGAGCCAACUUGAACAUGAUGGCGUUGGACGGGUCCGACUACGUUGCUGACGAUGCUGUGUCGCACUCAUUGAAGCUUUUGGGUAAGGAUGUGUGGGGCGGUAAGGUUGCUGCGUUGGUGAGAAUUGCCCUGACCAACGGUAACAUCGUGGCCAAGGUGCAAGUCAAGGCAGAAAACAAAUACGUUGUUGGUAUUGUCUUGGAUGGUGUUGUUUACUAG